Coffea arabica (coffee) is the source of this 2813-nucleotide messenger RNA. NCBI's taxonomy places the organism in Eukaryota, Viridiplantae, Streptophyta, Magnoliopsida, Gentianales, Rubiaceae. The record is from RefSeq and is a predicted model, not a curated record.
CACCAACAAUAAUCUGAUAAUCUCAUACUACUGAAUUAGUUUCCUGACAACAAUUAGUUGACGAUUUCGCGAAAAAGCCACAGCUGAGGCGGAGGAGAGAGUAGAGACAGAAGUACAAAUUUGGCGUUCUGCCUUUUGAGGUGGUUAAUAAGCAGCUGGGAAAAAAACUGGACCCCAGCAUGAAUUUUUCCUUUCCUCCAGUCCAACCACAUCUGCAUCUGCGGGCUUCCAUUAUUUCAUCCAAUCUGAAAUCCGCAUUCCACUUCUGCCCAGGAAUUCGUAACUGUCCAAGGAGUCUCCAGCAUUUCAUACGGAUUGCAAUUGACUUGAAACUCUCGAAUUUUAAACUGGAAUCUUUUGCCGCAAAAAUAAUAAUCCCUGAACUUUCUUCUUCGUUUUAGCUCAUUUGGUCAACUUCCAUUCCAGAUUUCCAUUUCUGAUGCCAGGAACUGUCCAAGUUUCAGUUAUGGAAUUCAAGGGCCUUCCUUCAACAUGCUUGAAGCUUUCCCUGGGGAAAAGAGAGUAUCUAACUUCAGAUACAGGGGACUUCUUAUUCCCAUUGACAACUCUUCACGACAAUUUGGUUGUUAGGCUUCUGGAUGCUGAGGGAAAUGAAAUAGCUCUCACAGGCAUUCAGACAAUGUCGAUUGUUGAAAAGGUUUCUUGGGAUGAAAAAUUUCCUCUUGAUGGAGGUGGGCAUGUGCACUUGAAGUUACAGUUUGUUCUCAAUCAAGAAGAGCGAAAUCGCAUCCGCUUAAAGAGAGAAGCAGCAGUGAAAAAGAAACAAGAGAGUUUCUCCUACAUUAGCAAUGAAAAUCCAGAAAUUGCAACUUCAUUUGGUGGUUCUGUCACUUUGCCCCCCCAGGCCGAGCAGCAGGUCUCAGAGAAUUUUGUUGAUGAUAUGACUGCUAUGCCUUCUGAAGAAUCACAAACAAGAAAUGUUCCCAAAGUUGUGACCCUUAAUAAUGUUACAGUGCUAGCCAGUCUAUCGCCAAAUACUGAUGUUUCCCCUGCUGGUUUACAAUCUAAUUAUCAAAGGGAAGAAGUAAACCUCCUCCAAGUAAACCCAAAGGCUAUGGAUAAAAGAGCAGGGACAUUCACUGCUCCUAAGAUUCAUGGAACUGAAGCUCACCAGAUUGCAUCUGAAGAGGAGCCUGACACUCAGCCAUCAGUGCCUAAAGUUGAUGUAAAUCUGGUUUUUGGCAAAGAACAGUCAUCUGAUUCCAUAAACACUGAAUUAGAUUUUUUACAAAAGAGCAGUUCGGCUUCUAUUAGGCUGGAGGAUGAUGAUGUCGGUAAAUCUCCGAAACGAGGUCCAUUGGAGAAAACACCUAGCAAUGUGAGAAAGUUAGUUAGUGCUUUUGAAAGUAGUCUGCCUAAGCAGGAUGUGAAAUCAUCUGUAAAAGCACCAACUGUCAGAUCUGAACCGAAAAAUGUUGGGAAGGGAGGUCAUUUGAAGGACUGUGGCCCAAAGGAUGUCACUGAACCAACAGAAACAACUUCAGGAAGGAACAAUAAUCCAUUUGUUGCAGGGGACAUGAAACCGACCCUGGCUACUUCUGAUGAAAGGGAAGAGCCUUUUGGAUCUGGCAAAAGUUCUGUUAGCAACAUAUGGAGUAAGGUGAUAGAGACAUCAGAGCGUGAAUUAGUGGCAGCCAUUAGACCAGUAGAAAAAGAAAUGAGUACAAUUGAAUGGAUGGAAUCAUGUGCACAGUUAGAGAGAUCAUCAACUACUGAAAAAGCUAGUACAUCUGGUAGAAUGCAUACUGACCAUUCUGAAAGAGCUUUCUCAUUUCGGUUGUCUGCUGAGAAACAGCACUCUUCUGCCACUUCAUAUGCAGAAGGAAAAGGAAGAACCGAUUCCACAAAAACUGAUUUUCUAGUGGCUUCUAUAAAGAAAUCAAAAUCAGUAAAAUAUUGUGAGGAGGAGAAUUUUAAUUCUGAAAAUUCUGGCAUGUGGAUAUUCCCAAAUGACACAAAACACUUGUGUAUCACAACUGCAGGUAAGAGAGUAAUGAAUUUGUUAGGAACUGGUGCUACUGAAGCCAAACUCCAUCAAAAGAAGAACAGUUCCUCUUCAUCUGGCGAUACGAGGAAGCAUGGAUCUGACUAUGAGAUGAAAAAGCGUGAGAAAGAAUCUCAGAGUCCUAGAAUAUCAAGGUCGGAGAGCUCCUCAAAUGAUGCCUCUGGUGGACUUGUUGGACAGAAGUUUAUCUUUCUGAAGUACUUCUUGACCCAGUCCUUUGCAUGGUGCAACAUACACUAUCAAUACCUUAUGGAUUUUGAUCUGACACUCCAGAACAUGGUGAUAAAGAUUGCAAUCAUCGUGGGCUUUGGAAUACUUGUUUUCUUUACUAGACAGCGAGAGCCCAGAAAGAGCAAAAGAGACACAAAUGAUCCUUUCUUCACAAGUUCAGAGUACAUGGAUGAACAUACAACUACAGCAGAACAAGUAGACUGACAGCAGACCAAAGAGUUGGAUAUAACACUGACUUGCUAAUUGCGUAUCGUCAUAGAUCAUACUAACUUUGACCGGGCUCUCUAGUCGCAGACAAAAGCAAAGGAGGUUGGAUCUCAGAAGCAUUCGUCGCCCUACGUGUGUUGCCUAUGUCUUUUGCAGAUUCUGGAGUCCUUUUCUUGAUUAGUAUGUAUACGGGUAGAUAGUCUGAGAGACGUCCACAUAGCUUAUACGUGCAAGACAUUUUCAUGUCCCUGCUUCACGUUUCCAUCUUAAUUACAUUGGCAUCAAAGCUGAAUGAAGUUUAGACAUUAAUUGCAGACUGGGGAAGCAACUUUGGCUUCUGCACACUAAA